Rubroshorea leprosula is the source of this 906-nucleotide messenger RNA. The record is from the annotation of a GenBank genome assembly. Lineage: Eukaryota; Viridiplantae; Streptophyta; Magnoliopsida; Malvales; Dipterocarpaceae.
AUCCGAGUCACCUUCUUCUCUUCCAACGUGAUCGACUGGACCAAACCAUCAAUGUGGCUAACCAUCAUCAAUGAUUUCUUCAACCUACCCAACCCAAGAAUCUUCACCCUCUUCAUGACUAGCAGCGCCAUCACCUUCUCCUUAGGCGUUGCCAUGGUCGUCCACUGGGCUCUGUACGGCUGCCACCAUCCUAGAUUCCAUUGGCUUGUGUACUACGCUCCAUUGUUAAUUGCAUUGCCUAUCCUUAUAUGGGCCAUCUCUUUUCUCUUCGCCAUACUCAUACAUUCACCGCCGUUGCCGGGCCUCUCAUCGGAACCAAUGCAAGCGCAGAGGGAUGAUCGGGAAACAGAUGCAAAGGAAAUGGUUCAGGAGGAGGAGGAGCGCCUUGAUUUAGCCACGGUAAAAAUUGGAAUUAAUGAAGGCGAUCAUCCAUCAAUAAAAACUGAAACCCAAAUUCUGAAACGAGCUCUUUCUCUGCCUCGGCCUCGCAUUUCCGCCGAGAACAGAGAAUUCAAGCGUAGUUUGAGUUUCCAUUGUUGAUCAAUUUCAGAUUGUCUAUUUCUAAUUCCCUUUCAUUUGUAUUGAUAAUGCAUUACAAUUGAACAUUUUGCAUGCAGAGAAAUGCAAGCGGUUUUUCUCAAUCCGAGGCAUUUAGUGCCCCCUCUGGUUGGACAAGCACUCAUUGGAUGGGGGAGCACAGAAUGUAGUUGAGGAGUUUUGAGCCUGCCAUCUAGUGAGCAGGUUUUGGGUUAAGUGAGCAAUUGCUCUAUCCCCCACGUUCAAUGAGAGUAAAUUGUUUGUUUGUUUGUUUGUUUUGUUUUGUUUUUUGUUUUUGUUAUUAUUAUUUUUUAUUUUUUUGUAUUUUAAGGAUAUAAGAUGAUAAUGUAAUAAAUAUAUUUUUUAGAA